AUGUCUGACUUUCAAUUAAGAUUAUUAAAAUUAGUAAAUGACAAUAAUGGAGUCAUUUCCAAUACUUUGGAAGUUCCAGAAUUGGCAGAAAUAGAUUCAAACAUCUUACAUUCAAAUUUAACUUCUCUUUGGGCUAAAGAAAUGAUCAAUUUCUCCAAAAUUGAAAUCGAUAAAUGGGUUUUGACUGAAGAAGCUGAAUCAUAUGUUAAAGCAGGAGCUUCCCCAGAAGUUCAAGUUGUAGACGAAGUGUUGAAAGCAUUAGAAGGAAUGACGAUUUCUGAAUUAAAGACUAAAUUAGGUCCUAUUGGAGCUGUUGGUCAAGGUAAAGCAUUCAAGAACAAGUGGUUAGGUAAAAAAGGUGAUACAUUAGUAGCAAAUGUUGAUAAAUUACCAGAAGAUGUUGUUUUAAAUGAAUUAAAGACCAUUCAAUCAACUGGUUCAUUACAAGAUAAGAAAGAAUUAACUGAAUUAAAAAAGAGAAAAUUAAUUUCAUUGAUUAAGAUUAUUGGCUAUAAGAUUGAAAAGGGUCCAAAGUUCGCUUUGGAAAUUGUUAGUUUAGAAACUGAUAUUACUUCUGAAAUGGUUGCAAGUGGUUCCUGGAAAAAUGCCGAAUUCAAACCUUAUAAUUUCCAAUCUGAAGGUGUUUACCCACCUUCUGGUGCAUUACAUCCUUUAAACAAAGUUAGAGAAGAAUUCAGACAAAUUUUCUUUUCUAUGGGUUUCACAGAAAUGCCAACUAAUCAAUACGUUGAAUCUGGUUUCUGGAACUUCGAUACCUUAUUCGUCCCUCAACAACAUCCAGCUAGAGAUUUACAAGAUACUUUCUACUUAAAAGAUCCAGCAAGAGCAUUAAAACCUGAAGAUGAAGAAUAUUGGAACAAUGUUAAACAAGUUCAUGAAGAAGGUAAAUAUGGUUCCAUCGGUUAUAGAUAUCCAUGGAAGGAAGAUGAAUCUUUAAGAAUGGUUUUAAGAACACAUACCACCUCUGUCUCGGCUGCCAUGUUAUAUGAAUUAGCCAAAGAUCCAAAACCAACCAGAUUAUUCUCCAUUGAUCGUGUUUUCAGAAAUGAAGCGGUUGAUGCUACCCAUUUAGCUGAAUUCCAUCAAGUUGAAGGUGUUUUAGCUGGAUAUGAUAUCACUUUGGGUGAUUUGAUUGGUUUCAUGGAAGAUUUCUUUGGAAAGAUGGGUUUUGAUGAAUUGAGAUUCAAAGCUGCUUAUAAUCCAUAUACCGAACCUUCUUUGGAAAUUUUCGCUUAUCAUAAGGGAUUAAAGAAAUGGGUCGAAAUCGGUAAUUCCGGUAUGUUCAGACCAGAAAUGUUGGAAGCUAUGGGAUUACCAAAGAAUUUGAGAGUCUUGGGUUGGGGUCUUUCAUUAGAAAGACCAACUAUGAUCAAGUAUGGUGUUUCUAACAUUAGAGAAUUAUUGGGUCAUAAAGUUUCUUUAGACUUUAUUGAAUCUAACCCUGCUGCAAGAUUAGAUGAACAUUUAGAAUAA
Hemisphaericaspora subhashii is the source of this 1494-nucleotide messenger RNA. RefSeq names its product phenylalanine--tRNA ligase subunit alpha (gene FRS2). Bases 1 to 1494 code for a protein of 497 amino acids. Gene Ontology annotation, molecular function: tRNA binding; ATP binding; phenylalanine-tRNA ligase activity. Gene Ontology annotation, cellular component: cytoplasm; phenylalanine-tRNA ligase complex; cytosol. The record is from RefSeq and is a predicted model, not a curated record. NCBI's taxonomy places the organism in Eukaryota, Fungi, Ascomycota, Pichiomycetes, Serinales, Debaryomycetaceae. Gene Ontology annotation, biological process: phenylalanyl-tRNA aminoacylation. The transcript has a single exon.